UUACUUAGCCAGAGUUUUGUAUAGUUGUUAUCACAUAUAGAAUAUUUAGUGUGCAUCUAAUGAUCUAAAAAAAUAUAUAUAUCAUCGUAUUGGUUUGUAUUGAGUGUGUGGUCUUCCGGUUAGUCUUGGUGUGCGUGACUUGACGUGAGUGUGAACGGGACAAAUGAAGUUCGCCCUCCUCCCCGCAGCUGCUGGUGAUGGCGGAUGUUGACGAGAAAGAAGAGAGUAUGAGGAAUUAUCAUUUAGCUUCAGAGAGAAUAGAUCCAGGGGCCAGUCGCUUCCCUUACUGUAUUGUCUGGACACCGAUCCCCGUGUUAUCAUGGCUGCUGCCUUUCAUUGGACACAUGGGGAUUUGUACUUCAACUGGAGUAAUUCGAGACUUUGCCGGGCCAUACUAUGUUUCAGAAGAUAACAUGGCUUUUGGAAGACCGACAAAGUACUGGAUGCUUGAUGUUAGCAAAGUUUAUGCUAGUGGCUCCAAUGCUUGGGAUACUGCAGUGAACGAUGCCUCAGAGGAAUACAAACACAGGAUGCAUAACCUCUGCUGUGACAACUGUCAUUCCCAUGUGGCCAUGGCUCUGAACCUAAUGCGAUAUGAAAACAGCACUUCGUGGAACAUGGUCAACCUUUGUAUGCUUGCCCUCAUCCAUGGAAAACAUGUCAGUUGUGCAGGUUUUCUGAAGACCUGGCUCCCUUUUACGAUGCUUGUGCUUGCUGGUCUCACCCUCACUCUGGCCAUUACCCUCAGCUGACAGGGGAGCUUCACCUAAGGACAACAUACGGAUCCCUGCAGAUGAGAGGACUUUAACCAACCAAAGUGUCAGCCACAGUGUCCAGAGAAGCAGAACCAAUGGCUGUUGGCUGAAUCCACUGCUGGCUUUAGUCCAGUGGACCUGGUAUUCCCUGGCCCAAGGAAGUCAUUUAUAUUCAGCAGUAUGUUUGGAGAAAAUGGAGUGCACACCCCCUGUUGCUUCCACUAUGAGGGCCUCUCUAAUGCACUUAAUGGGUUGCGAUUGUUAAAAGGCUUGAAACAGAAGGCUAAACUACCUGUGAACACUAGAAUUGCUCUGUAUAUCUUCUUGUACAGGUACAGAUUUUAGUAAAUGUUACACUCUUGCCUUGUUCAAUUUUACUUUUUGCAAUUUUUAUUGCAAGACUAACCCCUUGAGCUAGUAUUUCUUGUUCUCGGAUGCCAUUUUUACUAAAAGGGAAAACUAACAUGUAAAAUCAAUUGGAUGCCUUUCCUGGGAUUACAUUUGCUGCUUGAUUUAAUAUAGUUUGAGCUGCAAACAAAUCCCAUAUAUGCUCAGAUUGUAUUUUGUCUUGUAUCAUAUGUGGUAGUAGUGUACAUAAGUCUUCUAACAUAUAUUUUUUUAAAAGCUUACAUCUCAUGGUACUAGUCAGUCCAGUUUACAGUUCAUGCUUUAACACAUUAAAACAAUCCUUAUUAAUUUGGUUUAGAUAAACCAACUGGUUUUAGUUUUCUAAAUCUUUAGUUUUCUAAAUCUGUGCCAAGACCAAAAAGAGGGAUCAACUCAAAUUUCCUUCAUUUCAUCCAAACUAUAAUUUCUGCCAUUUGUUUUCCUGUCUUAUGUUUUAUGAUAAAGACAGGGGUUGCUUCUUGGUUGAGUUGAUUCUUAAGGGGAUUUUUUUUUACAUUUCUUAAGAGACAGGUUGAGAAAUCUGUUGCCAUGGUUUUGGAGACUAAACCCAAAUCCUCUUAUUGUUUGUAAUAAAACAGAAAAAGUGUUGAUCCCUCUCUUUGUCCAGGACACUGCCCAAAGCAGCAGGUAGUCAGGAUUCUCAGGUUUUUCAUGCUUCUCAAUCCCACUGCCCACUUGAAUGUCCCAGGUUCCCCCAGAUUGAGCAGUGUGCUCCUGCUGCUCUCCACCUCUGCAUAUCUCUCCUGAAGGUCAUUGUGAAAUGCCAGCACUGCUUUCAUUUUUGGCCAAUAUCAUUAGUAUGUACUGUAGACAUUUUAUGGGUACAAUAUGGUGUCCUUAACAAAAUAAGACACCAGGAUUUCACUGGGCAUAUAGAAUAGAGCCUCCCAUUCGGUAGCAUGUUUAGCUUUCUGUGCCCAAAGAAGCAGGUCACCUGAGUACCUGAACACUUUGAAUGACCAGGUUAUUAUUCAACAGGGUGCAAUCUGCUCGGUUAAAUCCAUGAGGUGUCUUCUGCCAGGCUGUGUAAUAUUCUGCAAAAGGCUCAUUCUACACGUUUUAAUAAUUCACACCUCAUAUUCGUGCCUCUGUGGGGUUUGGGCCUGUAUGGUGCACAGAUGAGGGUAGAUGCACAUUACUGCAUGUUAACAUGUGUCUGCGCUGCAUGCAAGAAUUGUUGGUAAAGUUCAGGUCUCCCUCUGUGGUGAGCCACAGUGAUCAAUAAGCUGCCUUUUGUCUGAGCUAACUGCCCGUUAUUUUCAUACUAUUUAAAACUCCAUAUGUCUCUCUAAAUCUUUCAUGAUUUCACUUUCACAUGAAUGCUGGCAAUACAGAGGAAACAAUGAAUUAUGAAUGGAAGUGGUUGUUGAUGUGAUGCUAUUGCCUGUAGCAUGUGUAUAGCGUCAGUUUGGUAAAUCGAGCUUCACAUGAAUCUUCAGAGCAUUUAUAUGAUACAGCCUUAAAAUAGAAGGCUGGUUUUGAUACAGUUAUUUUUUCAUGAGGAAUUAAUGUUGAAGACAUAACCCCUUACUCUAAAUACACUCCUGCAGCCACAUGUGUAUGUUUGUUAAUCAUUCUGAUUUAAAUUGCUGUUGUAGGACUUUAAUGAAUGAACGUGUAUAUAGUUAUAUUAACAUUAUUAUGGGUGUAAUAAGUCUCAAUCCAAACAUAUAGACUAUUUGUGACUGUGAACAUAAUCUGAAAAAAAAAAAACAGACAGAAAUCCAUUUGGUGGUCCAUAAUUACUUAAAUCUUGGAAAAUCACAAAAUUACUUUAAGUAAAUGAACGGUUCAUUCAUGAUUUGUGCUAUGAAAGCUUCAUUCACAUUCAGGCUUGUGCUUUUAACCUAUAUUAAACAUGUAUGAGUGUAUUUUUAACUACAAACUGCAGACUAUUUGUGUGCGUGCAUGUACUUAACUAAUAUUGUACUGUGUGAGAUGACUGAGCUGGUGCGGUGCCUUGUAUCCAGGAGCCAGAUCCAGGAAUGUGGAGACCUGUGGUCCCAGCCUUUCAGCCUGUUGACAAAAGACAGUUGGGAUGCUAUUACUGGUGCCACUAUUCUUUUAUAAUUAUUCCAGCCUGCAGGUUUAAAACCGUCUUUUGUUUCUUUAAUCCUCACAUAUAUUUUAUUCUGCAGACCAAAGCUGGUGGGAUAUUGAAACAUGCUUCCAAUCACUGUGUGAACUCAGAAUGUGACAUAAUAAAGACAUCUAUUAUUGUACAAAACAAAA
Messenger RNA from Boleophthalmus pectinirostris (great blue-spotted mudskipper), 3395 nucleotides. It is a transcript of the gene tmem222b, whose product is annotated as transmembrane protein 222b. Bases 198 to 752 code for a protein of 184 amino acids. Lineage: Eukaryota; Metazoa; Chordata; Actinopteri; Gobiiformes; Gobiidae. The transcript has 6 exons. The record is from RefSeq and is a predicted model, not a curated record.